CAGCGGAAAGGUCCAUGUACUUUGGUUGAUAAUCGGAAUGGGGUUACAUGAUCGGAUGCAUCCCGAAGUGACCAUCAGAAGAAGGCAAGGAAUCAUAGAAUUAUCAGCGCAGCUGAGCUGAACUAGCUUUACGUUACAAAGUGCAGGCGCAUAGUGUCCAGUUCAAUUACCAGACUGAGAUACAGAUUUAGUCAAGUGGAUCAGAUUGUCCCGCAUCAUCAUCGUGACAGAGUUGAAGUCCGGCGACCAGGGCAGUUACUGAGCUGAUCCGUCGUUGGAAUUGAAUUAGUUGUGAUCCUCCGCUGGUCCAUUCUAGUCGUUCAGCGAAGUAAAUUCCGAAAGCAAGAAUGAAAUUAAGUGACUCUAGAACGGAGGCUAAUCCCUUCGCGAGUUGCGUUUCGAUUCUGACACUCUGCCCGGAUGAAUCCCCAGAUCCGAGCCGGGACUCAAAGGGUUCCUCCAAGUCGUCGCGUAAGCGCUGUCGCUUCCAAACCGUGCUAGUGCAAUACGUGGAGCAGAAGGUGCUGGAAAUCGGGCGUCAUGUUCGUACGCGAGGAUCCCUCCGUGGGCUGUUCCGGAUGGUGCCCAGACUGCGGAAAUCGAAGCCCAAGGCCCGAGGCUACGAGCACCUGAUAACGGACGAGGAGAAAAGGUGGCUGGAUGACUAUUCCUCAAGGAAUACCGAACUGUCCGCCCGGCUUGGAAUACCUUACGUCCAUUGACCAGCUGCUGGUGAAGCAGAAGGUCGAGCUGCUGGAGGCCUUCACCGGAUUCGAAACGGCCAACAAGUACACCGUCAAGAAUACGCUGGGCCAGAAGGUGUACUGGGCGGCCGAAGACACCGACUGCUGCACCCGGAACUGUUGCGGCCCGGCUCGGCCUUUCGAUAUGAAAAUUUUAGACUUCUACCAGAACGAGGUCAUGCACCUGAAUCGACCACUUCGGUGCCAGUCCUGCUGUUUUCCCUGUUGUCUGCAGACGCUGGAGGUGUCAGCCCCACCGGGGAAUGUCAUCGGAACGGUCGAGCAGGACUGGUCCAUUUUCACGCCACAGUUCAGCCUUAAGGACACGGCCGGCAAUACGGUGCUGAAAAUCGAGGGCCCCUGCUGUACAUUUAGUAUUUGUGGCGACGUAGAAUUCAAGGUCGUCACUACUAAUGGGGACCAGGUGGGAAAAAUCUCCAAACAAUGGUCAGGGCUGGCACGCGAAGCCUUCACCGAUGCCGAUCACUUCGGUAUUAACUUCCCGAUGGAUUUGGACGUGAGAAUGAAGGCGACACUCUUGGGAGCUUUGUUCCUCAUAGAUUACAUGUUCUUCGAGAAGUCCGGAAACAACGAACGGGACCGCCCAGGAAUGUUCUAAGGAAACACACACACAAACAAAAAUGUCGGCCAUUAUGUACGUGCUGCACAAUGAAUCGUUCAAUGUUGCUUUACUGUUAAGAACGCUUUCAAGAAAGUUGAGAAAUCUUCAGGUUUAGGCAGUACACUGGAUUCUCUUUCUAAACGAUUGUUGUGUAAGUUUGCCCAGCUUGAACUGUUAAUCGAUCGUUUGCAAGCUUGUUGACCAAUUCGUUCUCGAAUUAAUUGACCAUCUAGAAAUGAUUUGGAAAAAGCGAUAAUCUCUAGAACCUAUUUUGACAUGUCUUGUUUCGAAAAAACCGUUCAAUAAUUCGUAAAAAUCGUUUCAAAAACAUUAUCCAGUGUACUAUACUUCGCUUUAGUUUUAAGAACGGUUACCCUCCAGAAUGGACCGACCAAGUGUCUUUAUGUAACAAAGUGUCAGAAGUCAGAAGUUUUACGACGUACUCUAGCAAAACACAAAUCUCCACUACACACGCACACCUCCACACAAGUGUUCGACAAUAAACCGGAAAUUCAUAGGUGGUUUAGCACAAACAGAAUAUAACAGAAACAAAUCAACUCAACACUGACAAACGUACUUUGCUAUGAUACGUAUUUUGCAUUUUUAUGGUUCAGAUGACUUAACACAGUGAAUUGCUUUAAAAUAAUACCUAUUGACAUUAUAAGAAAACAGUAAAUCUUCAUAUAUAUGUAUCCAAUUUCAGAAUUUUGAUGUUACCUCCUACUCUUGAUAUACAUAAAUAUAAAUAUAUACAUUUGGCUUAUA
Messenger RNA from Uranotaenia lowii, 2130 nucleotides. RefSeq names its product phospholipid scramblase 1 (gene scramb1). The transcript is spliced from 4 exons. Gene Ontology annotation, biological process: plasma membrane phospholipid scrambling. Lineage: Eukaryota; Metazoa; Arthropoda; Insecta; Diptera; Culicidae. Gene Ontology annotation, molecular function: phospholipid scramblase activity. Gene Ontology annotation, cellular component: plasma membrane. The coding region runs from base 661 to 1362 and encodes 233 amino acids. The record is from RefSeq and is a predicted model, not a curated record.